GAUUCACCUACUUUGGUACUGCUAUUUCUUAGAGCAGGACUCCGAGGACUGCCCUGUGCAUUUUUGAUCUGUUUAGAAAUAGAGAUACUGAGACGAGAGUACAAGCAAGUAGCAAGGAGGCCAGUUCAAGUAAUAUGGCGAGGCGAUGUGAAUUUGGAUUUCCUGCUUGCUUGGGCGAUAUCAAUGAUAUUAUUAUUGACAGCAAAACUUGCCUCAGUUAAGCUGCAUAAAUUUUAUUUGUAACAAGAUAGAGUCCAAAGCUCGCGAGAAAGAAAUGGUAAACAACAAGAAGUGGCUGUAUGAGGCACGGUAUAUCAUUGUGGCCUAAAUCAUACUGAUGUGUGAUUGAAAUUUUGGAGUUGGAGAAUAAACCAAUUUCAGCGGAAUUUGCAUUUGUAAGAGAUUAACGAGCGACUGGUGUUGUGUGACUGAUUCCCAUAGAGAUAGGAUAAUAAUCCUACCUCUAUGCUGAUUGCUAUGUUGAAUAGCGAUGAGCUGAACGCUGAACUGCUAGUAUUAAAGGGGCGUGGACAACCAGUAGCCUUUGCGGGCGUAAGCUGGGAAGGCGGCCAUUUACGUGGUCCAUGAAAAAGGUGGAAAGCUGUUAGCACAAGCUGUGCGCAAAAUGAAACCAAAAAGAAGCCGUCAAAAGCGAUCUGAAUCGCUAAAUUGAUUCGAGAAAUUUCCCAUCGAAUUCUCCUCGCCAUUUCUGUCUUGCAUAGAAGAACACAGUUAGAAAAACAAAACAAAUGCGAGCGCGAAAAGCAUGCUGGUUGCACAGGCCCCUUUAAAGUGUAUUUUCCUACCUGAAUUGUUUACUCGUCUAAUGGUUUUCUUAAUAAAGUUGUUUUCGUUGACACAUAUUCAAAUGUACCUCUCUUUAUCAGCUGCAGAAAAAUUGUUUUGCAGAAUAUGUGAACUUGCCCCUUAAGACUUUAAACUUAUUUAUUAAAAUUAUUUUAAUAAAGUAUCUAGAUUUGUAAGGUUUAUGAGACCAAAAUCUGGAAUAGUCUAAUUAGACUAUUUCAACUACAACAAAUAUAUCAUAUACAACUUAUAAUGUCACCUCUGCCCUCUUUUAUUGUGAAAUUUAGUUAUCACCAAUUUGCAUUUUUCCUCAGCUGUAGAGGCUUAUUACAAUUUGAUAUAGAUCUGUUUGAAAAGUCAGACCCCUAAAGCACGCCGUUAAGUAUAGGUUCAUUUUUCAAAAGAUAGACAUAAGUUUAGAAUUUGCUUUAUACUGAAUUUAAGAAAAAAAUCAUCUGCAAAAAAUAAACUUUGGUUCAUGGGCGUUUCCUAUUGAAUAAGGGCAUGGUCCUGUCCAUACAGCAGGACCAACAAUUUUUGGCUAGCUUAGCAACUGGUACGCAGUCAUUCCAUUGCUGAUUUGCAUUUCAGCAAAGCAACUUAACAGAGCAGGGACACCUACGUUCAGGUAUCAAGGCACCUGUUAAAUGACCAGGUACACGUAUUUAAACAUCGAAUGUUGGUUAUAUGUAAUCAGAUUCAUACAUUCCCAGCGUGUGUAAAAUGCUUAUUCUUGGGAUAUUAUAAGAUUUUCCUUGUGAACGUCUCCAUCGGCUGUUGUGUUGGAUGCUGAGUAGUAAAUUUUGCCGUUCCAUCAUUCUUCUAUGAAAGAAUAAUCUGAAAGAAGCAAGAUUUGGUUUGGAAGAAGAAAACAGCACCAAUUGAAGAACCAAAAAUCUUCAAAGCUACGAGCAGUAUAUAUUGUUUGAUAGAUGGCAAUGUAUUUGGCAAUGGAGCUGUUUGCAGUUACAAAGAUCCUUACAUUUGCAUUUGUUUUCCAAAGAACGAAAGCUACAAUCCACGGAAUCUUUGAAGUUGCUGCACACGAGAAAAUUUUCAAAGAAGCAUUGAUUAAGCUUAAUAUCAGUACUAUAAAUGCCUCUUCACACUUUGCACUAAACUUGAGUUUAAGCCAAUUUGUGGACAAGGGAAAUGACAUUGCAAAAGAGUUGAAUGGACAUGGAAGAAGCGGCAGAUAUGUCCUUAAUGACUUAAGCAAUGUCAAAAACCAGAUCUUCAGAGAAAUUUCGAAUCAUGCAAAAGGCAAUGAAAGAAUUCAUACAGAUAAUGCUUUUAGUGGCCUUGACCGGAUUACAAACCAUUUAUCUGAAGUUGACGACCUGGUAAAGUUGGUCAAUCUAUAUCCUCUCCCAUCUAAAGGAAUAUCCGUCGUAGUGGAUGACUCGCAAUUUGGACGUGCCUCGCUUACCCGCAUUGUUGAGAAAUGCGCAGAGUAUGGCCUAAAUAUUACAGGCAUGCAAAUGAUAAGCAAUGUCAAUAAGAGGACCAUAUUUGCCUUAAAUAUUCACAAAAGCAAUGUGCUUGUUGUUGAUGCUGAUGAAAAGAAAACGGUUAAAAUCGUUAACAUGGUAAAACACUUGGGCGUGGCAGGGUAUCGCGAGGAGUUGCAUUGGAUGAUGACCACACGAUCUACUGGACAACUCCACAGGCAAUGCAACUUGCUUCCUCACAUAUAUCGAUAUAUAGAUAACGUCCCUGUUUCCGUGUCUUCCGACUACAUCGUAGAGAAGAUUCAGCGACGAAACUUGGCUAGUCUAAAUCGGAAUCGCAAUGGCAUUGCAGGAAAGUAAGUGCAAUAAUGCAUUAGGAAUUUUUUGCGUUGACAGUGGUUGGCAAGAAGAAAUGAUAGUCAGGAUAUCCCAAAUUUUCUUAAAUUAAGUGGCUAGAUUGACUUUG
Molecule: messenger RNA, 2724 nt
Organism: Rhopilema esculentum
Lineage: Eukaryota; Metazoa; Cnidaria; Scyphozoa; Rhizostomeae; Rhizostomatidae
Source: RefSeq, a predicted model, not a curated record